Molecule: messenger RNA, 1158 nt
Organism: Geosmithia morbida
Lineage: Eukaryota; Fungi; Ascomycota; Sordariomycetes; Hypocreales; Bionectriaceae
Product: L-iditol 2-dehydrogenase
Exons: 5
Coding region: 1-1158 (385 amino acids)
Biological process (GO): D-sorbitol catabolic process
Molecular function (GO): L-iditol 2-dehydrogenase (NAD+) activity; zinc ion binding
Source: RefSeq, a predicted model, not a curated record
AUGAUUGACAACCAAGUCCCCGUCGUCAACGGCCACGCCAACGGGUUACCGGCUCCGGCCACCAUCAAGGCCCCUCUGCCUAACCCUUCGCUACAGGUAACAGCCGACCACAAGCUCAAAGCCGUUGAGGCUCCCGUCUAUGCCCCUGGCCCUGGCGACGUCCUCCUACAUAUCAAAUCGACGGGAAUAUGCGGGUCCGACGUGCAUUUCUGGAAGGCUGGCAAGAUUGGAACCCUCGUCUUCGAAGGAGACUGCAUCAUUGGCCACGAGGCUGCCGGUGUUGUCAUUCGCUGUGGGGAGGGCGUGACGGAUUUGAGACCGGGAGAUCGGGUUGCCAUUGAGCCUGGGGUGCCAUGCGGCGAAUGCUUCCUCUGCCUCGAGGGCCGCUACAAUCUUUGCCAAGACGUCCAGUUUUCCGGUGUCUACCCCUACGCCGGUACCCUGCAACGUUACAAGGUACACCCGGCCAAGUGGCUUCACAAACUCCCCGACAACAUCUCGUUCGCCGAGGGCGCCCUCCUCGAGCCCCUCAGCGUCGUCCUCCACGGCAUCAACUCUGCCCGUCUGACCCUUGGCACCCCCGUCCUCAUCUGCGGUGCCGGACCCAUCGGCCUGCUCGCCCUUGCUGGCGCACGAGCGUCUGGAGCGCACCCGAUAGUCAUCACGGAUAUUGAGCCCAGCCGCCUAGAGUUUGCCCGCAAGGUGGUCCCAGAGUGCAAGACGUAUCGGGUCGACGCGUCCAAGAGCGCCGAGGAUAAUGCCGGGGCGAUAAAAUCGCUGUUUGGGGAGACGGACUAUGUCAUGCCCCGUGUGGCUCUCGAGUGCACAGGUGUUGAGUUCAGCAUCUGCACCGCCGCAUUCACUGUUCGUCGGGGUGGCGUCCUCAUGGUUGUGGGCGUCGGGAAGUCUAUCGUCAAUAACCUCCCCUUUAUGCACUUGUCGCUAGCCGAGAUUGAUCUCCGCUUCAUCAACCGGUACCGCGACACCUGGCCGGCCGGGAUCGCAUGCAUAGACGGGGGACUUAUCGACGUCAAGCAGCUCGUGUCCCAUAUUUUCCCACUAGAAAAGGCCAUGGACGGAUUGAUACUGUCAUCUGAUCCCAGGAAUGGCUGCAUCAAGGUUCAGAUUGUUGACGAGACGGAGACGAUAUACUUUUGA